Cynoglossus semilaevis (tongue sole) is the source of this 1594-nucleotide messenger RNA. It is a transcript of the gene yju2b, whose product is annotated as YJU2 splicing factor homolog B. The record is from RefSeq and is a predicted model, not a curated record. Lineage: Eukaryota; Metazoa; Chordata; Actinopteri; Pleuronectiformes; Cynoglossidae. Gene Ontology annotation, cellular component: post-mRNA release spliceosomal complex; U2-type spliceosomal complex. The transcript has 10 exons. Bases 138 to 1319 code for a protein of 393 amino acids. Gene Ontology annotation, biological process: mRNA splicing, via spliceosome.
CAUAUUAUGUCGACACCAAAACGUGGAAGUGACGUAUUUGUUACCCAUCAACCCCUUUGGUGUUGAGAUUGCUGUUUAUCAACUACAACAGUAUUUAGGUGUAAACCAGUUGCUGGUGUUGACAUUUUGACGUCACAAUGGGGGAGAGAAAAGGAACAAACAAAUACUACCCUCCAGAUUUUGACCCAGCCAAGCAUGGAUCUCUUAAUGGCUAUCACAAAACCCAUGCGCUCAGGGAGAGGGCAAGAAAACUGUCCCAGGGCAUCCUUAUUAUCAGGUUUGAGAUGCCCUACAACAUUUGGUGCGAUGGCUGCAAAAAUCACAUUGGCAUGGGGGUCAGGUACAAUGCUGAGAAGAAGAAAGUUGGGAUGUACUACACCACUCCAAUCUACAGGUUUAGGAUGAAGUGCCACCUGUGUGUCAACUACAUUGAAAUGCAGACAGACCCGGCGACCUGCGACUAUGUGAUCGUUAUUGGGGCACAGAGGAAGGAGGAGCGCUGGGACAUGGCUGAAAAUGAGCAGAUCCUCACCACAGAGAGGGCUGAGAAGGAGAAGCUGGAGACGGAUGCCAUGUACAAGCUGGAUCAUGGUGGGAAAGACAAGGAGAAGCUCAGAAAAGCUCUGCCAUCUCUGUCAGAAAUCCAGGAACACCAGUCCAGCUGGAAGGAUGACUUCCAGCUCAACAGCAGUCUCCGCAGGAAGUUUAGAACGGAGAAGAAAGUUCUGGCAGAGCAGGAGGAGAAGGACAACGCUGUGAGGAUGAGGACUAACCUGUCUAUCCCUCUGCUGCCGGAGAAGGAAGAGGACAAGAAACUGGCAGCACUGUUGACUUAUCAAUCACCGGACUCAUAUGAGGUGAAGCAGCACAGCAAGAGGAAGGAGAUCUCCUCACGUUCAUGGUUCAGCUCCCCUGCAGCGACACCUGGGGGCGCUGCAGGCAGUCUGCUCCACAGACUCAGCAUGCAGGGGAAAGAAGCAGCAAUGGCCAAAUCCUUCAGCACCUCACAGAGUCCACUGAUCAUCAAACGCACCGGAGGACCUGGAUUCAAAACAGAACCUAGCGCCACUGUCACCCGUGGAAAUGUGGACCCUGAAGUGAACACGCACGAGAACAGGACUCAGAAACAAUUAGACUCGAAUGGAGAUGAUAGAGCCGCAAGAGUCUUUCAAAAAUCGGAGACAAAUGUUGUUAAACCUGCAGAGGAAGUGUGUGAAGGACAGAUUAAUCAUGUGGAGAGGAAAGUGGACAGGAGCGGAGGAGCAGUCGCCUCCCUGGUGGCAGAUUACAGCGACUCAGACUCUGAUGGUGGACAGUGAGGCCUUACAUCUUGUGACAUAAAAAAAAAACAUUGCUACCCUUCAUGUUUGCUUACUUGUUGCUUCAUAGUGGUAUCGUCCUUAGUGAGCACAAGUGUAAGACAGGGCUGUCGUUUGAAACCCUGGGAUUUGCUGCAAAUGACAGCUUUAAACUGUUAUGUUCACGUAUGUUGCAGACAUGCCGUCUUUAUUUAAUUUCACAUCAGGUGAAAUUGUGUGUUUUUUAUGGAAACCAAUUUCUGCCACUUGGGUAAAAAAUAUAGUUGAUUCUUAAG